UAAGUAACUAACCAACUUCAUCAAAAGUAACUAAAGUAACUGACUCCGUAAAUGAUGAUGACAUCCAAGACCAGCCAAAGUUGCAGCCAGGGGGGGGGCCCUGCCUGACCCAUGCAUUGCAUCUCCUGCAAACAGAAGAAUUACCGCCCCGUUUCCGCUCCAGCCGAUUCUCAAACUUCUUUCCGACUGCAGUCACACACACACAUACACACACACACACAUUCUUUAGUCUUUGUAUCUGUACUCGUACUCGGGCACACCCUGCGAGUGAAAUUGAAAUUGGAUAAUUACACAGUAAUUAUUAUCAUCAAAUCCUGCUUGCCCCCUUUUCUUUCAAGAAGUAUGUACCCAAGGAAUAGUGGAGAUGAGUCUUGCCCCCCUCCAUCCGGGCACUGGAUCUUCCCCCAUCCACAAUCCACGGAACUCGCCCUGUCAUCACGGCUCUUAGUCAUCCAAUCUCGCCCUGUUUUCCAACGGCCCCAAAAUACAUACACACACAGGAACUUAUUGCACGGCUCCCCUACGUUGCUCGCAGAUCCAACGGACCUAAACGAAGGGAAAAGGCAGAACAAGGCAUCUCCAGCGAUCACACACCCCCAGUUUGGUCUGAUGCUAGACCUGUUAGGUGGCAUGGAUGUAUCCACGUGAUGGAUCAACAUCGCGGCACAUCGAUCACUCCACUACCUUCUCUCCUGUGCUUUGCUGUUCUUCCUGGAACCCACCGGGGUCUAAUUACUCACUCACGCCAGUGACUAUGACUAUACAAUCCGUUCAUUCCCACUCCAGUCUCUAUCUGUAUAUCGACUCGCCUAUGUUCAAUCAAUCAUCAUCAACAACAUCAUCAUC
This is a messenger RNA of Aspergillus saccharolyticus JOP 1030-1, 846 nucleotides long. RefSeq lists its product as uncharacterized. The transcript has a single exon. The coding region runs from base 112 to 648 and encodes 178 amino acids. The record is from RefSeq and is a predicted model, not a curated record. NCBI's taxonomy places the organism in Eukaryota, Fungi, Ascomycota, Eurotiomycetes, Eurotiales, Aspergillaceae.